ACUCAGUUCAACACCCUUCCAUCCUAGUUGGUCCUGUUUCUUAUCGCAUCUGAUUCAAGAGUAUUCCCCCCACUCCCUCGGAAUGGUUGCUAAGACUAAUCCCGGUGGCCCCGGUAAUACUGCUCUCGUACCGCGCCGGAGAUCCGGGGGGAAGAGAUCAGCCACGGGCUGUCGCCAAAUUACCAGGAUUCGUCACAAGAAAUGUGACGAAGCCCCGGGUGGUGCAUGCUACAAUUGUACUUCGACCGGUCGACGUUGCGAUGGAUACGACCUGUCUCGCUUGCCCCGUGCAAGCAAAAACAGAACACUAGAUCUCUCUGAAACAAAGCUCGUUCCGGGUCUAACCGUAGGUCUGCACCGGAUGAUGAACCGGGAUGAACAGCGGUGCUUUGCUUACUUCCAAUAUCGCACGAUGCCCGCCAUGGUGGGCUUCUUCGAUUCAUCCCUGUGGCAGAAACUCAUCCUUCAGAUUAGCCACGACGAUGCUGCAGUCUAUCAUGCCGUGGUCGCUCUCAGUGCCUUUCAUCAAGACUCCGAGAGACAAGGCAUGCCGUUGCCGAAGGAGGACCUGGGCAACACGUGGCAUCGGUUUGCGCUGGAGCAGUCGGCCCGGUCGUUCGCGCUCCUCAGCACGCGACGGGCUUCGCAUGAUCCUCGACUGCGCGAAGUGACCCUACUGUGCUGCUUGGUCUUUGUUCUGCUGGAAUGGCUGCGGGGUCAGUAUGACAAGGCCUUCGAGCAUCUGCGAAGCGGUGUCCAGAUCCUCAAGGAACUCGGUGUCACGCUGACGGAAGAUGACCUAUCGUCUACCCGGGCGGUUCCCAUCGACCACUGUCUGGUCACUCAAUUCGCAUACUUGGAUACGCAGUCCAUUCAGUUUGGGGAGCAAAACUCGCUCGUGGGCGAUAGAAGUGGGCCAGGCCCUGACCAACCGCAUCUGAUCGAUACCGACACCCUUACAUUGCAGAGCAUACCCGAUGCGCGUCAGGCACUAAACCACAUCCUCGGACCGGUAAUGAACCUGUCCAAUUUCGCCCAAGCCCUAUCGCCUGAACAGAUCGCGGCGAGAUACGAAUCUCUCUACCUCGAGCAGUGCAAGCUCUGCGCCGAAGUGGACCGAUUCUCCCGGGCCUUCGACCACUUCCGCCGCGCAAAGCACGCCGAGCUGAGCGCCAAAGAACAACGCGGCGCGGACCUCAUCCGCCUCCAUCAGGCAACGGCAUCAUUACUUCUGGAGACCUGUUUCUUGAAUGGGAAUGACCCCCGGUUGGACGUAUAUUCUGCCGACUUUGAGCGGAUCCUGGCCCUCGUGGAUGGAGUCAUCGACGCGUUCCCCGACCGCCCGAGUGUCUGCCUGGACAUGGGUGUCAUCCCACCCCUUUUCUUCGUGGCCACCGGUUGCUCGAGCUACAGGCUGCGCAGGCGGGCGAUUCAAGCUCUACGCGCCUGGCCGCAUCGCGAGGGCCCGUGGGACUCCAACCUUGCCGCUCGCGUCGCGACCGAGUCCAUGGAGGUGGAGGCUAUGCUUCGAGCGAGCGCCAGUCCGCUGCCGCUCGCCAAGGACGCGUAUAGCCUCGGAGGGGACAUUUUCUCGUUGCGGGGGAUCUUUGUGUCCGUUUCCGAGGAUCAGAGCCAUACGCGCAUGUCGUACUACGUGGGCGAUGAGUGGAUUGAGCGGUGGUUUCGGCGCGAUCAGACGUGAGAAGCCACAUUGCUUGAUCCAAGAUUGUCGCGGAUGCAAGCGUUUUUCUUGCCCUCGGUGGCUAUACCCCAAGUGUUCAGUUUGCUCUGUUACUUCACGUGGAUCUCUGGUCGGGCUUGGACAUGGUUUCUGAACAGCAGAAAGUCAAAAUUCAUUGGUCUUAUGCAUUCGUUAUCAUCAAGUCUAAAGUAGUAUCAAACUACAUCACGCUUUAAUAGUCUUCCGUCUACCAAUCAACGCUGGAAGGUCCUCGACCUUAGCAGUGCCCUCGAGAAUAUCUGUGACAUGUUAGCAUGAACCAGUCAGACCGGUCACACAGCAGAGAGACAUACCAUGGACGGCAACAAACAAG
Molecule: messenger RNA, 2054 nt
Organism: Aspergillus homomorphus CBS 101889
Lineage: Eukaryota; Fungi; Ascomycota; Eurotiomycetes; Eurotiales; Aspergillaceae
Product: C6 zinc finger domain protein
Exons: 2
Coding region: 83-1702 (539 amino acids)
Source: RefSeq, a predicted model, not a curated record